GUUCUGGUCCCGUGUAAAAGCCCCGCGGAGAGGCCGGCAGAGAGAGAGCAUUCCCGGAUCUGCACCAUGUCUCUGUACCGAAACUCCGCCUGGUUCCUGAAGGGGCUCACCGAGUUCACCAGGAGCGCCUUCCUGUCGGCCUCCAAGAGCUUCGUGGAGAAGGACCUGGAGGCGUCUUUAGCCGGACGUUCCUUCAUGAUAACGGGAGCUAACAGCGGCAUCGGGAAAGCCACCGCCAUGAACAUCGCUAAGAAAGGAGGAACGAUCCACAUGGUCUGCAGGAACAAGGACAAGGCCGAAGAGGCGAGGGCCGAAAUCGUCAAAGAGACGGGAAAUAAAGAGGUGUUCGUCCACAUCCUGGACCUUUCUGAGACUAAGAAGGUCUGGGAGUUUGCCGAGGGGUUCAAAAGAAAAUACAAGACCCUCAACGUGCUGAUUAAUAACGCAGGCGCCAUCCUGAGUGAGAGGGAGGUGAACACUGAAGGUCUGGAGAAGAGUUUUGCCACCAAUGUCCUCGGGGUUUACAUUCUCACCAAGAGUCUGAUUCCUCUCCUGGAGAAGAGCCCAGACCCCAGAGUGAUCACGGUGUCUUCGGGGGGGAUGUUGGUGCAGAAGCUGAGGACAGGAAACCUCCAGUCAGAGAGAGGACACUUCGACGGGACCAUGGUGUACGCCCAGCACAAAAGGCAGCAGGUGGUGAUGACUGAGCAGCUGGCAACGACUCACACUAACAUCCACUUCUCUGUCAUGCACCCAGGCUGGGUGGACACACCAGCGGUGGCCAAUGCCAUGCCAGACUUCCACCGCUCGAUGAAGGAGAGCCUCCGGGCCCCUGAGCAGG
This is a messenger RNA of Gymnodraco acuticeps, 841 nucleotides long. Its product is annotated as DHRS-12_like_SDR_c-like domain-containing protein. The record is from RefSeq and is a predicted model, not a curated record. The annotation marks the transcript as partial. Lineage: Eukaryota; Metazoa; Chordata; Actinopteri; Perciformes; Bathydraconidae. The transcript has 9 exons.